GUGGGCGACAGUUCGUUACGCUGUUGGAGCAAAACUCUAGUGACAUCGUUUGCUGAGAAUAGUAUCAAGGUUGUCAAGGAGCAGGUGCAGGAAACACCACGUAGGCGUGUUGGAGGCAAAAGAGGAGUGGAAAGCAGCAUCUCUCCAAAGUCUCUAGUACUGGAUAGUGUCGAGAGAUUUAGCGAGGAACAACAGCAUCCGUCUGGCGUGCGCAUCCCGAAGUUACCUCUUGCAGCACUCUCUCUAAGGAGAAGCCGAGAACCUGGCGGUCAGGAUGAUCUACAUCCGGGAAGUGCAUUGAACAGAAACAGCGCAAACAGAAGCUUUCCUCCGCUGAGACAAGAAUGUGCAGCACGUCGUCCCGACUCUGGCUUCGCAAGUGAAGAGGACGAAGCUUGUUCUUCUUCACGUUUUAGUAGUGACGAAGACGAGGAUGACGGUACUGUACUAGAAGAGGAAGAAGAGGAAGACAGCAAUUGCAAUUUCA
This is a messenger RNA of Amoebophrya sp. A25, 487 nucleotides long. NCBI's taxonomy places the organism in Eukaryota, Dinophyceae, Syndiniales, Amoebophryaceae. The record is from the annotation of a GenBank genome assembly.